This is a messenger RNA of Ahaetulla prasina, 6448 nucleotides long. Its product is annotated as cadherin-6-like. Gene Ontology annotation, cellular component: catenin complex; plasma membrane; adherens junction. Gene Ontology annotation, molecular function: cadherin binding; calcium ion binding. The record is from RefSeq and is a predicted model, not a curated record. Lineage: Eukaryota; Metazoa; Chordata; Lepidosauria; Squamata; Colubridae. Bases 667 to 3039 code for a protein of 790 amino acids. The transcript has 13 exons. Gene Ontology annotation, biological process: calcium-dependent cell-cell adhesion; cell morphogenesis; adherens junction organization.
AGAGAGAGCAGUAGCAGCCGCCGCCGCCGCAGCAGCAGCAACGGGAGCGUCCAGUAGCAGCGCGUCUGAGAAGGACCGGGCGAGGGAUCGAGCCCCUCUUCUUCUUCCUCCUCCUUCUCUUCUUCUUCCUCGCAUUCUUCUCCCUUUCAGAGCCUGGCGAGAGCUGAGUGGGCAUCGCAUCGACCCGUGAGAGCCCACUUGCCUUGGCUUUUCCACCACCACCCCUCGCCUCCAGCCCCCGCGAAAGGCAGAGUUGUAAAGGGAUGCUGGGCGAGCAAGAGACUGAGGAGCUCCGGUCCAAGCAAGUCGCUCCCGCCGCACCACCAGCAGCCGCACCAGCGGAGGAGGCGGAGAGGGGCAGGAGGAGAAGCGGCGCCGUUGCCACCGACGCCGGCCGCGUUUCCUGCCCUGCUUUGUAAAACGGAGCGGCUAAAGCAUCCUUCCCUUCCCCACGGUCAUCUGAUAUUGCAUGGCAUAGCUGAUUCCCCCCCCACACCACUCUCUGUUCUACUUACCAUUGCUGACUUGGAAGAGCUCCUCCAAGACUUAAAGGGGAAAAAACAUUACGGAACAAAGAAGGAAUGUGAUUGGCCUCAGAUCAGAGAACUAGCUUGCGUUUGAGGUUGGGGGAAUAUCAUCACUUCAGCAUCAUUUUGUACUGCCAUCAUGAGAACUUAUCAUUGCUUCUGGCUCCUGUUUUGGUUUGGUCCUCUUCACCAAAGUUAUUCUAUACCAUUGUCCAAAAAAACUACUGGUUUUCCAGAAAACCCAAAAGUUUUGGAUUUAUCUAGAAACAGCAGAAAGGAGCUUAGUCGUUCCAAAAGAAGUUGGAUGUGGAAUCAGUUCUUCCUUCUGGAGGAAUACACGGGCUCUGAUUAUCAGUACGUUGGCAAGCUUCAUUCUGACCAGGAUAAAGGAGAUGGUUCACUCAAGUACAUCCUUUCUGGAGAUGGAGCAGGUGACCUGUUCAUCAUCAAUGAAAACACUGGAGAUAUCCAGGCCACGAGAAGACUUGAUAGAGAAGAGAAGCCUGUUUACAUUCUUCGUGCUCAGGCUAUCGUCAAAAAGACCGGGAGACCUGUGGAACCAGAAUCAGAGUUUAUCAUUAAGAUCCACGAUAUCAAUGACAAUGAGCCCCUGUUUACAAAGGACAUUUACAAUGCCAGCGUCCCAGAAAUGUCUGAUGUAGGUACAUUUGUCAUGCAAGUCACUGCAACAGAUGCCGAUGACCCUACAUAUGGGAACAGCGCUCGAAUUGUCUACAGUAUUCUCCAGGGACAGCCAUAUUUUUCUGUUGAGUCUGAGUCAGGUAUCAUCAAAACAGCUUUGCUGAACAUGGAUCGAGAAAACCGGGAGCAGUACCAAGUAGUCAUCCAAGCCAAGGAUAUGGGAGGCCAGAUGGGCGGAUUAUCAGGAACCACCACGGUGAACAUCACAUUGACUGAUGUCAAUGACAAUCCACCCCGCUUCCCCCAGAGUGCCUAUCAAUUCAAAAUAGGAGAAUCUGCACCCCUUAAUUCACCAAUUGGACGGAUAAAGGCUAAUGAUGCAGAUGUGGGUCCAAAUGCUGAGAUGGAAUAUAACAUUCUUGAAGGGGAUGGCUCGGAAAUGUUUGGGAUUACAACAGACAAGGAAACACAAGAAGGCAUUGUAAUUGUAAAAAAGGCUUUGGAUUUUGAAAAGCGGAGACAGUUCACGCUGAAAGUGGAAGCCAGCAAUCCUCAUGUGGAUCCCAGAUUCCUCUAUCUGGGACCCUUCAAGGACAUUACUACUGUCAGAAUUCAAGUAGAGGAUGUAGAUGAACCUCCAAUCUUCAGCAGACCAGCUUAUAUAUUAGAAGUAAAGGAAGAUGUCCCAAUAAAUACCGUCAUAGGAGCUGUAACAGCCCGGGAUCCUGACAGUGCAAAGAACCCCAUCAAAUAUUCUGUGGAUCGGCAUACUGAUAUGGACAGAAUAUUCAACAUUGAUUCUGGAAAUGGAUCAAUAUUUACUUCCAAACCUCUCGACCGAGAAAUGUUAUUGUGGCAUAACAUUACAGUAAUAGCUGCUGAAAUCAACAACCCAAAAGAAAGCAGCCAAGUCCCAGUAUUUAUUAAAGUCCUGGAUGUGAAUGACAACGCCCCAGAGUUUGUCAUGUUUUAUGAGACUUUCGUCUGUGAAAAUGCAAGAGCUGAGCAGCUCAUUCAGACUCUAAGUGCAGUUGACAAAGAUGAUGCUUUUGGUGGGCACAAAUUCUCAUUCACUUUGGCCCCAGAAGUAGCCAGUAGCUCCAAUUUCACCCUUCAUGACAACAAAGAUAAUACAGCUGGAAUCUACACAAAGAAAAUGAGAUAUAACCGUCAUGAAAUGAAUAUGUACCUCCUACCAGUGAUAAUCUCAGACAAUGAGUAUCCAGUUCAGAGUAGCACAGAGACGGUGACAAUUCGAGUGUGUGCCUGUGACCAAAGAGGCAAAAUGCUGUCCUGUAAUGCUGAAGCACUGAUCCACCCAACUGGCCUUAGCACAGGCGCAUUGAUCGCAAUUCUCCUUUGUAUAAUUAUAUUGUUAGUUACCGUGGUGCUGUUUGCAGCUCUGAGACGGCAAAGGAAGAAAGAGCCUUUGAUCGUCUCUAAAGAGGACAUCCGAGAUAACAUUGUCAGUUACAAUGAUGAAGGUGGCGGAGAGGAAGACACUCAAGCCUUUGAUAUUGGCACACUGCGGAAUCCUGAAGCCAUAGAGGACAAUAAAUUGCGCCGAGACAUUGUGCCAGAAACGCUGUUCAUGCCACGCCGGACUCCAGUGGUACGAGACAACACUGAUGUCAGAGAUUUUAUUAGCCAAAGGUUAAAGGAGAAUGAUACAGAUCCAACUGCACCCCCUUAUGACUCAUUAGCUACAUAUGCAUAUGAAGGCAGUGGCUCAGUGGCUGACUCUCUUAGCUCUUUAGAGUCGGUGACCACAGAUGGAGACCAGGACUAUGAUUACCUCAGUGACUGGGGGCCUCGUUUUAGGAAGUUGGCCGAUAUGUAUGGUGGCGAAGACAGUGAUAAAGACUCCUAAUAAUGUUGCCUUUUCCUUUUUCAAGAAACAGCAGUGAAAUGUGUGAUGUCGCUACUUCUUUCUAUAUAUCAACUAUUCUCGGAAAGGGUUCUCUAAACCUAUUGGUUUGAAUUGUUUCUUGACUGCAGUCUUUGUGGAUCUGGUGUCAUUCCCACUGUAAUUUCAGCUUCCAAGAGAGGAAGAAACCCCACCAAACCUUUGCUAUUUUUUUCAGUCGCGUUUUUUUUUUAGGCAGUUCAACAGCCAAGCAAUUGAGGGACAACUCCCCCCGCCAAACAGAAAUGGAAUACUAGUUUUAAUAUGUUUCUGCUAAUUUUGUAAAUGGGAUUACCUUAAUGUUAUAGCUCACCAAAAAACCUAUAUUUUAAUUAUUCACCCAAUACACAUUUUUAUGCAAAUUAUAUAUAUUGAACACCCUAUUUUAAGGAAAUAAUAUGGCUUAUAUAUUAUAGGAAAAGAGUGUAGGUUUUUUUAAAAGCUACAAGGGAGCUAUAAGUUGUUCUCACUUAACAACCACUUGUUCAGUGGCAUUUGAAAUUACGAUGGCACCAAACAAGGGGCUUUAUGGCCAGUCCAUAAAUUGAAAUUGUGCCAUCACAGAAUUCCCACGAUAACUUGAUUGCAAUUUGGGUGCUUGAUUGCAUUUAAAGUUAUUGCAGCAUCCCAUAAUCAUGUGACCAUCAUUUGCAACCUUCACUGUGGCUUCCCAAAAGCAAAAUCAAUAGGGAAGCCAGCAGUAAAUUGCAAGUCAUGAUCACUUAACAUCUGGCUUAACGACUAUGCGGGAUUGAUUUAACAACAGCAAUUGGAAGUGUUGGAACUGCCACUGUUAAGUUAGCCUGGUCAAUGUGGUGAUUGGCUUUACAACUGCAUCACUUAACAAUGGGCUUGUUGGUUCCAGUUACCAUCAUUAAGUGACAACUACCUGUAAGAUACUUUUUAAGUAAUUCAAUGGUUUUUUGAAUGCGAGGGUUAAUUUUGAAUUGGGCACUUUCCUCAAAACAUAAUAAUAAUGGACAAUCAGAAGUUAGAAGAAAGGAGAGAUAUGUUUGUGUAUAUAUGCGCCUGGUAAGUGGUCCUAGCCAAUUCAGUAUGUGGGCUACAGUAAUGUACUUCAAGAGAUAUUCUAUUCCUGGAAAGUAAUCUAUUAGGUAAGGUAAUGUAUAGAGAUUGUAACAAUGUGUAUCAAGAAAGCAGAGUAUUGCUGAAAAUACGUGUAUGGAUUUCAAGUAAACCAACUUAAUAAUAAUAAGAGUAGAAUAAUUGAAAUCAAUGAAUUUCAAAUUAGAAAUAUCUAAAUUAAUUCCUACUGAUUUAAGUCACUAUUUUAAGCAGGACAGAGUCUGGAUUCAAUCUAUAAUCUAUGAAGAGGGUUCCUACUUUGUAUUUUGUGAGCUCAAUUCAUAUUAAUAAUUUCUCAAUACCAACUCAUAUCAGCAAAACAGAGGCUGUUGUGUUCUUUUUAUCACUCCCCACUUGCUCAGCUGGUGGACUGCUGUCAUUUCUACCUCCUCCUUCUUAACAAAAUACUCUGGUACUAGUACCUAGGAUUAAACCGACAGCAGGUACUAUAUUGUGCAGCAAAGAAAAGACAUGGGAGAAAUAAGGAACUAGUACUACAGUACAGCCAGCAGUCCCUGGCUAAGCAAGCAGCAGGAAAUUGCAUUUGAUACGACCUCAGCUUGCAAUAAUAAUUCAAUUGAACACUGAUUCAUGCUGCUAAACCACUGCUGAGCAAAGGGUUUCAGACACACCAAUUAACAAGAAUUGGCCAUGAGGUACAUCAGAGAUGGCUCUGUAUAGGAUUGAAAUAUGAAACAUGGGCAGAUGUUACAAAGAGUCAAAAUUUAAAAGAAAAGAAAAAGCAAUGAAAUGCAAAACAAAAACAAGACAUAAAGCAAGGCUGAAAUGCUACCACAACUAUCUGAAACUGAGUGGCGUGCUGAGCAUGCUGAAAAGAGCAGGGAAAGCUUUGAGCUACAUGACAUGCUUGAACUCCCUUGGCUUUAAUGUCUCCUUGAUCCAGUCAUCUGCCUCACAAUCAGCACCAAAAAGAGGUCUAAUAGGAGUUCCUUAUGAGCACUCUGAUUUAUUUAAUGGCCACAUUUUAAAAUGAAUGUUUGUAUUAUUAUUAUUAUUAUUAUUAUUAUUAUUAUUAUUAUUAUUAUUAUUAUUAUUAUUAUUAUUAUUAUUAUUAUUAUUAUUCAUUUUUGCGUAUCGUAGAUCUAAGCUUAUAAAAAUGAUUUAGUUUCAUUUAACUGUAGGAUUUCCUCUUCUGUAAUUACUAUUGCAAUAUUUAUAUUAUUAGAUUUGUGUGUGUGUACACGUGCACACGUACACAAUUACAUUUAGGUGUUCCCAAUAGUGGGUUUCAAUUUCAUCUGCUACCGUGUGGGUGCGCACUCGUGGCACUUCUGUGCAUGCACAUCUGGGCGGGUGGGUGGAGCCUCCCACCGCCGCUGCUACCAGUUCACCUAAUCUGGGGCAAAUCGGUAGCAACCCACCACUGGGUGUUCCUGAAUUCCUCUGUCUGAUAUAGUUAUAAAACAGCUUUUCAGUAUUACAGUUAACAGAAGUUCACUGAGACCCGGUGGGCUGGAAAAGUUGUCUUUAAAAAAUUGCUAAGGGUUUACAUAGAAAGUCAGAGGGACACUGAAUCAGACCCACCUAUUUUGCUGUGUUAAAAAAUACUAAACGGCUAUCAGAAAAACUCAAUAUUGGAAUCUAUUCAUAACUGAGCCCCACUGAUUCAUUAGAGACUUCCAAAUAGUACUGCUUUGUAGCCUAAUUGUUGUUAAAACUUUAAGCCAGUGGUUCGCAACCAUGGUCUGUGAACCCAGGGAGGGGGCGCAAUGUCAGCCCAGGGGAUCCACAAAAGCUUGAAGAUACGAUAUGAUUUAAGCCUUGAGUUGAGUCUUGGUGAUCUGUGGCAGAGGUGGGUUUCAGCAGGUUCUGACCAGUUUUGGAGAACCGGUAGCGGAAAUUUUGAAUAGUUUGGAGAAUCAGUUGUAAAAAUUCUGACUGGCCCUGCCCCCAUCUAUUCUCUGCCUCCUGAGUCCCAACUGAUUGGGAGGAAAUGGGGAUUUUGCAGUAACCUUCCCCUAGAUUGGGGAGGGAAUGGAGAUUUUAUGGUAUCCUUCCCCUGCCAUGCCCACCAAGCCAUGCCACGCCCACUAAGCCACGCCCACAGAACCAGUAGUAAAAAAAUUUGAAAGCCACCACUGGUUUGUGGCCGUGAUUUAGAGGGUAGAGGUAUUUAGAGGGUGUCCAUGGUGGAGAAAAGGUUGAGAACUACUGCUUUAAGCCAUGAACCCAAUUAUUUGUUAUUCGAGUGCCAAAAUCUCUCCUUUAAAUCUGUCCAAUUUUAAGUACAUACUUAAGAAACUGAAUUAUUGGGGCUUUUUUUUUU